Haliotis rufescens (red abalone) is the source of this 999-nucleotide messenger RNA. RefSeq names its product serine/threonine-protein kinase 35-like. Gene Ontology annotation, biological process: mitotic DNA damage checkpoint signaling; protein phosphorylation. Gene Ontology annotation, molecular function: ATP binding; protein serine/threonine kinase activity. The coding region runs from base 1 to 999 and encodes 332 amino acids. Gene Ontology annotation, cellular component: nucleus; cytoplasm. Lineage: Eukaryota; Metazoa; Mollusca; Gastropoda; Lepetellida; Haliotidae. The transcript has a single exon. The record is from RefSeq and is a predicted model, not a curated record.
AUGUCGGAUGUACCAUUGUCUCCCGGAACGUGUCUCGGCAACUAUCAUGUCGUGCGUGCUGUGGGGAGGGGUGAGUUUGGAACGCUGUAUGAGUCGAGGCGGGGCAGGGGGUCGUUCACGCUGAGGGGGAAGAAAGUGGAUGAACAGUGGGCGGUGGACAAUGAAAUCAGUAUGAUGAACGGCUUGCCCCAACACACUCACGUUACCACAUUUCUCGACAGCGUUGCACAUGGAAACACCAUUUAUUUUGUGCUUGAAGACUGCAACAUCGGCACUCUGAAUGACUUUCUGAUAAAGGAAAAACCGCCAGAGCAGUUUCUUCAAAGUCUGAUGUUUGACAUGGCUAAAGGUGUAUUCCACCUGCAUCGGAACAAAAUUGUUCACCGGGACCUAAAUCCCAACAAUGUUCUACUUUCCGCUGGUAACCACCGUCCUAUAUGUAAGAUAUUCAACCUGUCCCUUGCCCAGUACGGCAACUGCCACAACCAGCUGGACUCGGUGCCCAACGUGUUGGAUAUAUCAACCCAUGCUGAUCUUCACCUGUUCUUAACUACCCGGUGUUCAGACAAAUUUUGGCCCCCUGAGAUAAAAGACCCCGGAGACAGUUUUCGUUUCGCAAGUGACAUUUUUUCUCUUGGGCUAAUUUUCUUAUCCAUGGUGUCCUUACGUGUGAAACAUGAUAAAUAUCUGUCCAAAGAUAUUAUUUAUCCCCCAACAGUGAAGAGGAGCAGCGGCGUGACGCCGUUGUUUUUGUGUUCGUUACAGGAUGUGAAAGAAGUGGUGGCGAGUAUCGUCAACUCCGCCGCUGUGCAGGACCUGGUGUGUGGCAUGCUACACCCCACACACGGGAAGAGACCCCAGGCUGGGCAACUUGUGGCAGCUAUGGAGACUUUCGUGGCCCCGGACAGAUCGAUACCAAUAGGCUUUAUUGUGCUACUCAGUCUGGCCGUUCUAUUAAUAGUUGUCAUUGUCACCUGGAAACUGACCUUUGACUAUUAA